AUGGGAGGCAUCCCUCAAAGCUCUAGCCUGGCGGAGUUGAAGACUAAUAAACAAAUCGGAGAAAAGGGGGAAAUUGUCCCACCACCAUCACCACCACCUCCCCCUCCUCCUCUACCACCUCCACCACCCAACCAACUGACUCCACAUGUUUGCCGCAUUCAGACAAAAACCACGGCGCUGAGGGAUCGCCCUAACCCAUCGCAUCCCCCACCCCUCCCCCCUACCCCACUAACACUGCGCUUUUGCCUGCAUGAAAAGGAAUUUGUGCCUGUAGCAUUUUUAUUGGCAAACGCUGGACGCCUUGGUCUUCUGCUCUAA
Molecule: messenger RNA, 318 nt
Organism: Mesocestoides corti
Lineage: Eukaryota; Metazoa; Platyhelminthes; Cestoda; Cyclophyllidea; Mesocestoididae
Source: the annotation of a GenBank genome assembly